Molecule: messenger RNA, 1314 nt
Organism: Protopolystoma xenopodis
Lineage: Eukaryota; Metazoa; Platyhelminthes; Monogenea; Polystomatidea; Polystomatidae
Source: the annotation of a GenBank genome assembly
AUGGAUAAGCAGACAGGCCGACUCACCAACGAAGACUCACGACGCUCAUCGACAGUGAUUGUUGCGUCUGGUUCCCCUUCGCACGGCUCCGUAGGCGACGUCGCCUCGGCCCCAUUGUCAUCUCGACUCGUUGUCACGGCAACCUCCGCGACUGGCUCGUUUGCCAGACAUUCGCUGUCGGUACCAACUUGCCACCGGGUCGGCGAGGCCUUGACGAACCUUGCACCUCGCCGAGGCGAUGGUCCAUCCGACAGACCUUCGAGACCGAGGUGUCCGGCCAAGCCGGAUUCAGCAUUUGCUAUGACUUUCACCUUUCCCACUUUUCCCCAUUUCAUGUUGUCGCCAGCCUUCCGUCCUUGCUCGGCUCCCUCUUCUGCCCUCGCCCUCGCCCUCGCCCUCGCCCUCGCCUCCUCUCUUUCCCUCUCGCCGUCUCCUGCUGCCUCUCCUCUCGGCGACGCCGAGGCCGCCUGCAUGUUGGGCAGACUGGAGCGCCGCACGAUCGCCUCACGACAGAACGGCAUGUUGACCAGCUGGGCUGUGUUGCGGUCGGCAGGACGUCCGGCUCUCAUCGGCCACAAUCUGUCCGGUUCUCCGUUCAGCUCGUUCGAGCCAAUCGGCCCCCGACUCCAGUCAGGCCGUCGUCGACCGGCGUCCGGAUUCGGACGUCUACGCCGACAUCGGUCGGGCUGCCGGUGGCCUCGGCCUCGGCCUUGGCGCCGGCGUCGACGUCGGCAGAGCGAGACGAUGGCCAGCAGAGCUAUCAGAUUGACCAGUCCGCCCAGUAACGACACCGCCAAGACUCCUAAUCUGGCGAAGAUGCGCCGAUUAGCCAGCUCUUCUGCCUGUUGCAAUUCAAGCGAUUCGAGCCCGGUCACGGGGCCGAUCAUCUCGACGUGCUGGUCAGCCUCGCGGUGCUCCGGUUCGAGUCCCAACUCUCGCCAGGUGGACGCCGACUCGUCUGCUGCCCUCUCGGCACCUGGCAACAAGGAAAGAGAAGGACACGAGUCAGACGGUGCGGACAAACUUUGGGGUACUGACGUCGAGGAAGAGGACUCGGGCGACCGGUCAACCGACUGUUGCCUCCGUUCGAGACCGGGACCGAAAGGGUGUGAGCCCAAAACGCAAUCGAUCCGCGGGUCCUCUUUGCCUCUGCGGUCAUCAGCCUUUCUCGCUCUCUCGCUUCGCCUGCCUCGCCCUGAGUUCAACUCUGAUCAGGCGACCCAUGAUCCAUACUCUCCGCCUCACAACGUCCUCCCAUUGGACUUUACUUCAUCCUAUCCCCGACCGACUUCAUUGCCCUCUCGGCCUCGAUAA